Lachancea meyersii CBS 8951 is the source of this 1854-nucleotide messenger RNA. The record is from the annotation of a GenBank genome assembly. NCBI's taxonomy places the organism in Eukaryota, Fungi, Ascomycota, Saccharomycetes, Saccharomycetales, Saccharomycetaceae.
AUGAUGGCUAUCGAGCAGACUUCGAAGCGAAGCGCGGACUCGCCUGUAGCUUCGGUGGAGGGCAAAAAACGCCGGGUUGAAUUUGCCGAUGAGGUGAUGAUUCACAGCGAAAACGGCGAAAGCCAGACCAACAAGGCGUUCUCCGCAAAGCUUUACCGCAAUUUUGUGCUGAGUGCAAUCGAAGAUCUGGAUAGGAACGACGCCUCUCAAGUGAACUCGCUGGCUUCGCAACUGUCACUUCCGCAGUCAAAUCCUGAUUGUAUCUCCGCAGAAAACUUGACUGUUCUGCUGCGAACUCUAUCCUACAAUGUGAGCAAACUAGACUCGCAACUAUGCACUCCCUUGAUCCAGUCCAUUAUCAACUUUGAGAAGUGGUGGGAACUGCCCACCGCGACUCUAGGUACGUAUAUAUUCUUCAUUAAAAUUCUGUGCUCCAGCUUGCCAAAGUGGUGGCAGGAUGUGUCGCUCCCCUUGGUCGCCAACUUCAUUCUCCCAGUGCAAAAAACUGUCCAGCAUCAUGAAAUGCUCAAAUAUUUCCUUCGCACAAUACCCACGUCGACUGGUUUUAUCGAUUCCUACAUCGCCCGCUUCUUCCCCAAUAAAAAUGACUCCAAGAAGAACCUGGUCAACUACGCUGCAAACGUUUUGUUGUUGACAGACUACUGCAACGAAUUGAGAUUCCAAUCAUGGUCUUUGGUGAUCGAGAAGGUCAUUUCUAUUGACGUUGAGCUACAAAACGAGCUGGACGAGCUGGACGACGAGGUCGAAAACGACAUCGACGAUGAAAUCGACGACGACGAUGAUGAAAACGACCACGACGAAGACACAGAAGAAGCAAAUCAAAAUCUUGAAAAUGGCAGCGAUAACGAUUCCGAGGAUGAGUUCAACGACGAUGACCUCAUGGAUGGUCAAGAGGAAUACAAUGUUGUCGUCUCGCAAAACAUAAAACAACUGUCGUCAAAACUUGACGCAAUUCUUUCACUCAUAACAAAACGACUAUCCCAGUCUCUGACAGCAGAGAGCAUAGAGAAUGGAGAUGGGGUCAACAUCUUCAAUACCCUGAUAAGUCUGUUCAAGUCGCAUGUGCUGCCUACUUAUUAUACCCGUUCCAUUCAGUACAUUCUUUUCCACGUUUCCCAGCAGCAGCUGGAACUCAUGGAUGCGUUCUUGGUAACGCUCAUUGACAUCGCAUUUUCUCCCAAUGAGACAAUUGAAAAGAGGAUAAAGUCUUUGCAGUACAUCGGUUCGUUUAUCGCCAGAGCUAAGAGGCUAUCGAACACUCAGAUAAUAUUUGUGGCGAGUUAUUUGAUUUCAUGGCUUAAUCGCUACGUUCUAGAGCGAGAAGAAGAGGUUAAUCAGACAGGAGGCGUGGAAAGGUUCAAACAUUUUUAUGCCGCUUUUCAAGCUCUAUGUUACGUUUUCUGCUUCAGGCAUGCCACGUUCAGAGACGGUGACAACUGGGAGUGCGAUCUGGACAAGUUUUUUCAAAGAAUGGUGUUGUCCAAAUUCAACCCAUUGAAAUACUGUAAUGAGAACGUCAUGAUGAUGUUUGCCCGCAUCGCUCAGCAUGAAGGCGUCGCUUACUGUUUCAGCAUUAUUGAGAACAAUAACAACGAAAGACUCAAGGGCAUAAUGGGCAAAUCAGACAGUCAAAGCCCGGGUACAGCAGUCAGUAGGUGGUCUUUGGCCACCCGUCAACAAUUCAUCGACCUACAAAGUUACUUCCCAUACGAUCCACUUUUCCUUAAGAACUACAAGAGAAUGAUGAAGGAUUACUAUAUCGAGUGGAGCGAUGUCAGUCGCGAUUACGAAAGCGAUGAAAGUGACGAGGUCGAUGAUGUCAGGAGUAUAUAG